AGUUAUGGAUAGUUCGGAAAAGCGCAAUGAGGUGCCCAGUGUGGAAAUCGAAGUUAAGGAGGAGGAAAUCGAGAAGGGUGCUUUGGAAAUUUUGAAAAUUAUAAGGCCAAAUUGGGAGGAAUCCUCGAUUACGUUUAAGCUGUUGACAGAUGGCAUUACCAACAAGCUGAUGGCGUGCAAGCCCGAAGAGGAAGCCGACGAAGAGACCGUUCUGGUGAGAAUUUACGGCAACAAAACGGAUCUGAUAAUCGACAGAAAGGCCGAAACUAGGAACAUAUUGCUGCUGAACAGAGCCGGACUGGCGCCGGAUCUUUACGCCACGUUCCGAAACGGUUUGGCCUACAAAUUUUUACCGGGCAAAACUCUAACUUCGGACACCGUUAGAAAUCCAGUGAUUUACGAAUUGGUAGCCAGGCAGAUGGCGCGCCUGCACAAAGUACAACCGGACGACGGCAGGAACGGAUCACCAUUCAUUUGGGACAAAAUCAGAAGGUUUCUGGACUUGAUACCGGACGUCUUCAGCGAUUCGGAUAAACAGCGAAGGUUUUCCGGGAGCGGUUUCGCCAAAGGGAUAAUCGAGGAGGAAUUGCGAAGGGUGAAAAGCGCCGUUGAAACGUCCAGAGUGCCUAUUGUCUUCGCUCACAACGAUCUACUUUUGGGCAAUGUUAUCUACAAUGAACAAUUGUGCAAUGUGACAUUUAUUGAUUACGAAUACGCCGCCUUGAAUUAUCAACCCUUCGAUAUAGCCAAUCACUUUGCAGAAUUCGUUGGCUUAGCCGAGCCGCUUGAUUACGAUUCGCUUUAUCCGGAUAAGGAGUUCCAACAAAACUGGAUACGAAUUUAUCUGGAGGAAUUUACCGGUGUUCCUCCCAGCCAGAAAGACGUGGAAAGUCUUUACGUGCACGUGAAUAAAUUCGUCUUGCUGUCGCAUUUAUUUUGGGGCGUUUGGGCGCUUGUGCAGGCCGAGUAUUCCUACAUUAAUUUCGAUUAUAUGGGAUACGCUUUCGUUCGUUUUACGGAGUAUUUCAAGAGGAAGGAGUCGUUUUUGAAUUUGAAUCUUCCCAGCUGAUUAAUAGUUUUUAGAUGUUUUUUUUAUAUGUGCAAAGUAAUUAGGACAUAAUUUCUUUCACUCAGGUUUUACGUAAAUUUCACUCUUCUGGUAUUGUUUUUAUUAUAGUAAUUUCACUCCCGGGUAGCAAAAUUUAUUUUUUUAAACGCAUUUUUUAAUUGUAUAUAGGUAAUUAUUUUAAAUGUGUAACUAUAAUUUUUUAUUCCAUAUGUUGUAAACAUUCUUUAUUUAUGUAUAGGUAUUUGACCAGAGAUUAUU
Phyllotreta striolata is the source of this 1327-nucleotide messenger RNA. Lineage: Eukaryota; Metazoa; Arthropoda; Insecta; Coleoptera; Chrysomelidae. The record is from the annotation of a GenBank genome assembly.